AUGGCAAAACUUGGCCUUUGCUUGCUAUUACUCUUUUCAUUCCAUCUCAUAGUUGCCAUGGCUACGAAUCCUACCGUUGUCAUAGAUUCUAGCACCACAAACUUCAUAAAAACCUCAUGCAGAGCCACUAGCUAUCCUGCGUUAUGUGUUCAGUCUCUCUCGAGUUAUGCCAGUACAAUACAACAGAGCGAUCAACAAUUAACUCAAGCUUCCUUGUCAGUGAGCCUGACCAGGGCUCGAUUGGCUGCAGUGUUCCUCUCCAAGAUGACUAAAACUUCAGGUAUCAAGCCUAGGGAGUACCAAGCUGUGAAAGACUGCAUCGCCAACAUAGGUGAUGCCAUAUACGAGCUCAAUAGAUCGGUUCAGGAGCUAGGCCACAUGGGUAAAGCUGGGGCUCAGGACUUCUCAUGGCACAUGAGCAAUGUGCAGACAUGGGUCAGUACCGCGCUUACCAAAGAGAACACUUGUGUUGAUGGAUUUUCUGUCCAAGGCAUGGAUGGAAACUUGAAGGUAGCUAUUAAGAAUAGGGUCACCAAUAUUGCACAACUCACUAGUAAUGCACUUGCACUGGCUAGCCGCUAUGCAGCAAGACACAAAGCUGCUUCAACCUCCAACGUUCCCUGA
Molecule: messenger RNA, 624 nt
Organism: Cornus florida
Lineage: Eukaryota; Viridiplantae; Streptophyta; Magnoliopsida; Cornales; Cornaceae
Product: 21 kDa protein-like
Exons: 1
Coding region: 1-624 (207 amino acids)
Biological process (GO): negative regulation of catalytic activity
Molecular function (GO): enzyme inhibitor activity
Source: RefSeq, a predicted model, not a curated record